Molecule: messenger RNA, 1089 nt
Organism: Pseudoliparis swirei
Lineage: Eukaryota; Metazoa; Chordata; Actinopteri; Perciformes; Liparidae
Product: basic salivary proline-rich protein 2-like
Exons: 1
Coding region: 1-1089 (362 amino acids)
Source: RefSeq, a predicted model, not a curated record
AUGUGGCACAGCGCUGCGCCUCACAGCCUGUUGCUCCUGUCAGCCAGAGGGCAGCCAGAGGGCAGCCAGAGGGCAACCAGGGGUCAGCCAGAGGGCAGCCAGAGGGCAGCCAGAGGGAAGCCAGAGGGCAGCCAGAGGGCAGCCAGAGGGCAGCCAGAGGGCAACCCGAGGGCAGCCAGAGGGCAGUCAGAGGGCAGCCAGAGGACAGCCAUGGAGCAGCCAGAGGGCAGCCAGAGGGCAACCAGGGGUCAGCCAGAGGGCAGCCAGAGGGCAGCCAGAGGACAGCCAGAGGGAAGCCAGAGGGCAGCCAGAGGGCAACCCGAGGGCAGCCAGAGGGCAGUCAGAGGGCAGCCAGAGGACAGCCAUGGAGCAGCCAGAGGGCAGCCAGAGGGCAGCCAGGUCAGCCAUGAGGGCAGCCAGAGGUCAGCCAGAGGGCACCCAGAGGACAGCCAUGGAGCAGCCAGAGGGCAGCCAGAGGGCAGCCAGAGGUCAGCCAUGAGGGCAGCCAGAGGGCACCCAGAGGACAGCCAUGGAGCAGCCAGAGGGCAGCCAGAGGUCAGCCAUGAGGGCAGCCAGAGGGCACCCAGAGGACAGCCAUGGAGCAGCCAGAGGGCAGCCAGAGGGCAACCAGGGGUCAGCCAGAGGGCAGCCAGAGGGCAGCCAGAGGGCAACCCGAGGGCAGCCAGAGGGAAGCCAGAGGGCAGCCAGAGGGCAGCCAGAGGGAAGCCAGAGGGCAACCAGAGGGCAGCCAGAGGGAAGCCAGAGGGAAGCCAGAGGGCAGCCAGAGGGCAGCCAGAGGACAGCCAGAGGGAAGCCAGAGGGCAGCCAGAGGACAGCCAGAGGACAGCCAUGGAGCAGCCAGAGGGCAGCCAGAGGUCAGCGAGAGGGCAGCCAGAGGGCAACCAGGUCAGCCAUGAGGGCAACCAGGGGUCAGCCAGAGGGCAGCCAGAGGGCAACCCGAGGGCAGCCAGAGGGCAGCCAGAGGGCACCCAGAGGACAGCCAUGGAGCAGCCAGAGGGCAGCCAGAGGUUAGCCAUGAGGGCAGCCAGAGGGCAGUCAGAGCCCUUUUUCUCCAACAAUCUGCCUUAA